This is a messenger RNA of Rubroshorea leprosula, 1512 nucleotides long. The record is from the annotation of a GenBank genome assembly. NCBI's taxonomy places the organism in Eukaryota, Viridiplantae, Streptophyta, Magnoliopsida, Malvales, Dipterocarpaceae.
AAGCAGAAGCAGAUUCACAAUUUCUGUUUCUUUAAACGCCAUCACUGCUGCUUCUUCCGGUGUUAUCCUCGCUAUCCAUGGCACCAUCACCUCCACCAUCACUUACGUCGCCGUCACAAUCGUUGCCAUUGCCUCGGGUGCUUGUCUCUCCACCAAGGUCGACUUCUUCUGUUUUUGGUUUUGUUUCUUUGUUUCUUUUAUGGAGCAAUUGUUUGUGGUUGUUUGUGGAGAAUCUCUGUUUCUCUCAAGAACGAGCUGGCCAUUGCUACCAUCCAGGCAAAGCUAACAAAGUAGUAGAUGCGUUGAGUAGGAAGCCCUCUGGCAUUGCCUCUAGCAUCCUUGCCACUCAGAAGGAGUUACUUGAGGAUCUUGUGAAACUGGAUGUAGAGUUGAGAGUAGACAGUACUACGGCUUAUCGAGCUGCUCUCAGUGCACAACCAGUAUUAAUAGAUAGAAUUAAACUUGGCCAACAAAAAGAUCCCUUCUUGCAAAAGAUGAAGGAAAAAUGGAAGUGGGAGAACAUCACCAUGGACUUUGUGACUGGCUUACCACGAAUCGUAAAGGGUAAUGAUUUCAUCUGGGUCAUCGUUGAUCGAUUGAUCAAAUCAGCUCACUUCUUACCCUACCGGACUGGCACCUCCAUUGAGAAGCUUGCCAAUAUGUACAUGGAGAAGAUAGUCAAGCUGCAUGGAGUCCCUGUGUCUAUUGUGUCAGAUAGCGAUACCAAAUUUUUAUCUCAUUUAUGGACAAGUUUGCAGCAAGCACUUGUGGGCGAAAGGAGCAUUUUAGGCCCAGAAUUGGUGCAACAAACUUCUGAGAUUGUGCAGUUGAUCAAGGAACGCCUUCGUGCUGCACAAAGUAGGCAGAAAAGCUAUGCGGAUAGAAGGAGACGAGACCUUGAGUUUGAAGUUGGUGACCAUGUAUUUUUGAAGGUGUCACCCACUCGAGGUGUCCUCAGAUUGGAGUUGCCUGGAAAUUUAGCCGGUGUUCAUGAUGUGUUUCACGUGUCCUUACUUCGGAAGUAUGUUCCCGACUCGAGUCACAUCAUUAAUCCCGAAUCAAUUCAAUUCCGGGAGGAUCUCACUUAUGAUGAGCACCCGAUCCGCAUUUUAGAUUUCAAGGAGAGGAUAAUGCGGAGAAAGACCAUUCGUUUUGUUAAGGUCCUCUGAGAUAACCAUUCGGCUGAAAAAGCUACUUGGGAGUUGGAAUCCAAGGUGAGGCAGGAGCAUCCGUGCCUCUUCCAAGAUUGAGGUUAUCGAGUGUCAUGCCCCUUGCACACACUCACUCUCAUUUUGCAUAAGGUUCGUGUCGGAGGUGAACCCGACCUUUAGUCUGGAAUCCUUAUGAAUCUGGUUUGGAAGAGCAAUUCUUCCCGCUUUGAGGAGUAAGAUCGGUUGCCAUUAGGUUGUUUCCAUUGGUUAAUACCACACUUGAUGAUGUAAUAUCAUUCUGUGUAUUAGCUUUUGUAAAUAUCUCCCGUUGAUUCCGAAAGGAUAAAUGGUUGAGAAGGCC